Messenger RNA from Dreissena polymorpha, 984 nucleotides. RefSeq lists its product as uncharacterized. NCBI's taxonomy places the organism in Eukaryota, Metazoa, Mollusca, Bivalvia, Myida, Dreissenidae. Gene Ontology annotation, cellular component: cytoplasm; nucleus. The transcript has 6 exons. The record is from RefSeq and is a predicted model, not a curated record. Gene Ontology annotation, molecular function: protein dimerization activity; transcription regulator activity. The coding region runs from base 115 to 522 and encodes 135 amino acids. Gene Ontology annotation, biological process: negative regulation of transcription by RNA polymerase II; circadian regulation of gene expression; cell differentiation.
AGGAGCGAAUCGGUGGUUGGAAGUCAGUUACAUGUUGAAUACUUAACUGAAAACAUAUUUUAACAUCUGGAUAGACUUAAAUCGGUAUUAACGCAAUACUUAGGAAUUAAUGAGAUGACGAAGUUAGUGUCGGUGAACAAAUGCAAGUCUUCGACGCAGAUCGUUGCUAGGCAACACAUGAAGAAGCACCUUAAACGUAUCCGCGACAAGGAGUAUGGCAAGCUCAGGGACAUGGUACCUGCCAUUGCUAAGCAACGAAAGAUUUCAAAGGUCGAAGUGAUAGAGCAGGCGGUGCGUUACAUCGACGAACUUCACAAAGCGCUGGCAUCCAGACUUGGGCACUCAGAUUCGAACAGUUGCGAGGGGAAGGAGCAGGAUCUGAAGGAGUUCGUGCACAGCUUCAUACCCGCCGACUUCUUCCAGCGUCGCCCCGCUCCCGUGACCUGCGACUUCGAGAAACAGCGAAAACUGCCCUCGUUCAUAACGCAACGGCGGGUGAACCGGCCGGCAAAGUUCGUUUAGAUGGGAUGUGUUCAAGGUCAUACAGCAUAUCUGUGAUACCAUCUUUCCCUGUGUUGAAUAGCCACGUUUCUAUGGCAACUGGUUUCAGCAAUGAUCCACCCACCGAAUAUUAAGAAGACAACAAUAUUUAUCCUUUUUAAGACAUUACAUUGAAAUAAUCUCAGCAGCAUUCUUCUAUGGGCACUUUCGAAUUUCUGACCAGCAGUUAAAAUGGGCAACCACGAAGAAAACCUAAAGACGAUCAUCAAUUAAAUUCUUGAUUACAUAAUUGCAUACUAUUGCAUUGUAUUGUUUACAGUCACCAGAUAUAGUUAGUUUUCUUUUGCUGAAAUUUUCUUAAAACCAUUUAUAUGGAAAUAGAUUAACCACAUAAGCAUUUCUGAUUUCACCAUCAUUCCAGUAUUGUGUAUGUUUUAUGUAGAUCUAGAUGUAUAUAGGCUAUUUUUAUGAAUACAUUUUCAA